Lactuca sativa (garden lettuce) is the source of this 1827-nucleotide messenger RNA. RefSeq names its product protein DEFECTIVE IN MERISTEM SILENCING 3. Lineage: Eukaryota; Viridiplantae; Streptophyta; Magnoliopsida; Asterales; Asteraceae. The record is from RefSeq and is a predicted model, not a curated record.
AUGAACCCUCCUCCAAGGUUGAACAAGCAUAUUCGUUUUUCAACUACUUCUUCAUCCUCCUCCUCUGCUGAUGACACUGAACAUCAUGGAUCAACCCGUCCUAUUGGAGAUACUACUAAGCCAAUGAUCCAAGAUGAUUCCCCUUACACCAUCAUAUAUUAUUAUUGUUGCUCUUCAUCAGGCUUGUGUGAAGAAGAGGAAGAAGGAAGGCUUCAAGAGAAGGUUGCAGAUCCAGGAACAACAUCAUCUUCGCUUCACUUUCUGAUGUCUACCCUAAACGCUGCUAGCUCGAAUUUCAAUGACUGGAUUCAAAAUAUUUGGAUGGUCACUCGUUACGAGGAUAAGGAAUAUGUCUUUGAUAAAGAGAUAAAAGAGGUUGAUGAAGCGACUGCUACUCCUGAAGAAAUUGUUGAAUAUAGGGCUCAUGAGAAGGACACGACAAAGAAGGAAUUUCGUGACCUCUUUUGCCUCUACAAUAAGACAUUUUCUCUAGCAGAAAAUUUGUUUUUAGAAGGCCGCAUACCUAAAAAGAUGCCAAUAAAUGCAGGGAGUGAACAACCCCCUUCUCCGAUGGCUGCUCAAAAUGACUCGUCAAGUGUUGCAAUGAAUGGAGGGGGAAACAGCUUCGGGCAGGCGAAAUCACCCAUCUUCACAACUAAGGCUUUUCAGAAACUCGAGGAUGAUAUAAAACUGGUAGGAAAGAACAUAUUAUACCAUGAAGAAAAUAUCAAGUAUUUGAACAAAGUUAGAGGCAGCUUUGCCCACAAGAUUGCGGAUAUGGAAGUUACUCUUGCCAAGAAUCAAUCCUCAAACAAUGAUAUGACCAAAUGCAACGUUCUUUCUCAAAAAAGGAGCUUGGAGGAAACAGUUGAGAGUAUCAUGCAACACGAGAAAUCAGCUGCCAGUGUUCUCUGUCAUCUGACUCGAAAUGUUUCUAAAAUGUCAUCCGCCAGGAAUGUCAUUGGUGUUCUUGCCACUCUUGGGCAUGUUGACAACAUUAACCUCAGCAGGCUUCUCUCGGAGUAUUUGGGACUGGAUACCAUGUUGGCAAUAGUUUGUAAGUCAUAUCAAGCUGUUCGCUGUCUGGAGACAUAUGACCAAGAAGGCUCUAUAAAACAAACAACCGGUCUUUAUCGGCUUGGAGCUUGCCAUGGGAAAUCUAUUGAUGGACGAUUUAAUGUGAUCUGUCUUCAAGGUCUGAUACCAUAUGUUGGUGAGUUUAUGCCUGAUGAUCCACAAAGGAGGCUUGUUAUUUUGGAACCAAAGUUACCAAAUGGUGAAUCACCAGCAGGGUUUCUCGGGUUUGCUGUGAAUAUGAUCUAUAUUGAUAACGAGAAUCUAGCAUUCGUUACAGACAAUGGGUAUGGGCUUAGAGAGACUCUUUUCUAUUCUCUCUUCUCGAGGCUGCAAGUGUACAGAACCAGGAACGAUAUGCUGCAGGCCCUCCCUUUAAUAUCUCAUGGAGCCAUAUCUUUGGAUGGUGGGAUUAUUAAGAGUCGUAGUGUGCUUAUCCUCGGGACUCCGAAAGAAAUAGGUGUCCGUUUUGGAAUAUGGUCCGGAGAUUCUUUUCCAUCAAAAGACUACACAAAGAUUGAGAAAGAGAUAAAGGAAUUAAAAUGGAAAAGUGACAAAAUCAACUAUGAUAUCAGGAGAGAGCAAGAUCUUUUGGCCAAUGAAAAGUCCAAAUUCGAGGUCAAGAAGAAAGAAUUUCUUGAUUUCAUAUCACAAAGGUUGAUUGAUCCAAUGCAGCACCCGGUUCAAGCAACACAUGAAGGGGCGACCACACCUAAACAUGGUCUUUCAAAGACCAUUGUAGAAAUAGAUUAG